This is a messenger RNA of Trematosphaeria pertusa, 1819 nucleotides long. RefSeq lists its product as uncharacterized. Gene Ontology annotation, cellular component: nucleus. Gene Ontology annotation, molecular function: 3'-5'-RNA exonuclease activity. The record is from RefSeq and is a predicted model, not a curated record. The transcript has 3 exons. The coding region runs from base 271 to 1545 and encodes 424 amino acids. Gene Ontology annotation, biological process: U6 snRNA 3'-end processing. NCBI's taxonomy places the organism in Eukaryota, Fungi, Ascomycota, Dothideomycetes, Pleosporales, Trematosphaeriaceae.
GCGGGGAGCAAACGUCGACCCAAAGUGACUGUUCAAGCCCGUCUCCUCGCUCGGAUCCGGCUCGACCAAAGGGUCGAUAAGUGCAUGUCGUGCCUGGAACGUCAGGCACUGUGCCGAGACGCGAAGCAAGGGAGGUAGCGACGCUACUUACUUGGGCGAACUCCUUGCUGCUGCCCAUGCUGCUUUGUGCGACUGGCGAUCUGGAUCGAAAAAAAAAGGUACUGGGAGGGGCGGCGACUCAGUGAAUUGGACGAUGGUCACCUGAGAAAGAUGAGCCCAGAGGAGCAUCGAGUGACUUGGCAGGAACCCGGAACGCGUAACACAUGUCAUCGCUUCCGCGUCCGUUUCCCUGCAUCGCUCUUUGCGAUCAGCCAAUACAAGCCUACGUCAUGGUGGAUCGGACGGGAGCUUGGGCCAGCACGCGCACCCCGAUUUAGCAGCGGCGCGCCUUGUCGUCACCUCCAGCGAUCAUCAGGGUCGCGGCCGCCCAACGGCACCAAGCCUACCAUGUCCUUGGUACUCUACUCAGACUCCGAGCCGGACGACGAUGAUAAGAACGAGCCUUUGGCCGCGCUGGCAUUGCGGAGCGAACAUUCUCGGCUCUCAAGCAAGCGCAAACGCAGCGAGCCCGACCACCAGGUGAACCCCGAGCUCCCUCCGCUUCCGGCUGCAUUCCAUGAUCUGUACUCCACGAAUGCGCGCACCAGCACCAGCGAUGACCCGAGUCUCCAUGGUGGGCGCAAGCGCGCAGUCCCGCACGUUGAGGGCAAUUGGCCAAGCCAUGUCUACCUAGAGUGGGUCCCUUCGCAGACAGAGGCCCAGAAUCUGCGCGGUUUGAUAGAGCACGUCCGCGAAUCAAUAGAGCGUGCGAACAAGUGCAGACGUAAGCUGCUACCUGUUCCGGACAUCACUCCCUCUUUGCGUUCACCGCUCGGCACACCUCUGCCGCUCCACGUCUCGCUCUCGCGCACACUGCAGAUUAGGACGCAAGAUAAAGGAUCAUUCUUCGAGACACUAAUAGCCUCUCUUCGGAAAGCUGCGGUACGGCCUUUCCAUAUUCGUUUCACGACUAUGAAAUGGGUGCCAAACUUCGAGCGAAAUCGGUGGUUCCUGGUCCUUGGAAUCGAAAGACCCGCGCAGGAUGAGUUGAACAGACUCUUGGGGGCCUGCAAUGAGGCUUCUAAGAAGUGUGGAUUCCCAGGUCUCUACGUUGGCGGCAGGGGCGAUGGGCCUAUGGACGGUAACACUUCUAUCCAUCAGGCGAAGUCGAGAAAACGCGAUCAGAUCGUGCAGGAGAAGAAGGAUGACUGUACCGAAUCUGAGGACCGUACCGAGAACUUCCACAUUAGCAUUGCCUGGAACCUCCUAGAGCCGGAUCCUGAAUGGAUCACGUUGGUUCGGAACAUUGAUGUGUCAAAGCAUGUCAGCGCGCCCGAAGCCCCCUUCGACAUGGUGAAAGCGAAGAUAGGGAAUGUUGUUAACAACAUCGACUUAGGCUCCAGGAAGUCCGGUCGUAGGAAAGGAGGUGUCCUCGGGUUAGAAUGAGCGUUGAGGCGCAAUUCUUGCGCAUUUUUAGCCGACAGAAUUUGGCUUGAUCAAUCUCUUGUUACGCUGCUGCGAGAAAAAGCUAGGAGAAUUGCUCAAUGACGUGGCCCUGCUCUAAGAGAAGAAUGGUGACAUUGGAACAAUGCUAUUGUAGGUGGGAUAUUGCGUCAGCUUGACUGGCGUGAGCAAUGGGACAUUCCGCCUGAUUGACUGAGGAAGCGAAGGCUAGGACCACUCCGCCAGAGGUCGGUGCCCUCCCACAUUGUACCCUCUA